AUGCACAGUGAAGACAUCAGUACAACACAAACUGAAAAACUGAAGAUGAAGUUCUCACUGGAUGUGUUUUUCAGCUUCUUUCUCUGCCUGUGUGUGGCUGAAAUCUCUGAUCAGCGACAAGCAGGAGAGACCAACGGAGCUGAAAGCAGCAGCAUGGAAAUGUCUUCUGUCACCACUGGUCACCAGACAGGAUGCCACAUAAACGAUGGGCUACUACUCAUUAAGAUAAGAGAGCUGGAGGACAAACAGAAAAACACUGAGAGACAGUUAGAGAACCUGAGGUCAACGAUCCAAGCUUCUAAAGGUGUUGCAUUUGGAGCAUCUAUAAGCAAUGUUGGGAACAUUGGACCAUUCAAUACCGAGAUCACACUGAUCUAUAAGAAGGUCUACGCUAACACAGGCUCGUUCAACCCUGCAACAGGUAUUUUCACUGCUCCUGUCAGAGGAAUGUAUUACUUCAGUUUCUCAGGUCACAACAUUUCAUCUCGACCAAUGGGGCUGCAGCUGAUGAAGAAUGGACAACAGAUGGUGACCGUGUACAAUCACGUUGCUGGAAAUCGCCACGAGACGGCGACCAAUGGGAUGACUCUGAGGCUUGAACGUGGAGACCAGGUGUACAUGAGGCUGACACAAAACACCUGGAUUUUUGAUGAUUUAAAUGACCACAGCACCUUCAAUGGUCAUCUGUUAUUCUCCCUGUAAGAGUUAAGGAGCUGAAAUCACUGCAAAAAGUAA
Austrofundulus limnaeus is the source of this 735-nucleotide messenger RNA. The record is from RefSeq and is a predicted model, not a curated record. NCBI's taxonomy places the organism in Eukaryota, Metazoa, Chordata, Actinopteri, Cyprinodontiformes, Rivulidae.